AUGCCUCCCCUAAUAUUACUGCUGGUCAUUUUCUACCUAAUCUACACCAUAUUCAGUACAUUUGUUAGCCUCUUCCGCAACAUCCAAAAAGCCAAAAGGUCAAGCAUCGCAUUCGUUGUCGUUCCAGUCUACUAUCUCAACCGAUUCUGGCUCAUCACCCACCGGCUGUAUCUCCCAAUACUGGCCAAAUUGCCCCGGAGAUGGACGUGGUGGGUGGACUUUUGCCUCCCGGACUUCAACUUCAACUACAGCAUUGAGAUCUUCCAGCGGGUGGGACAUGAUACGUUCCUGGUGGUGUCGCCGGGCGGCAUCAUGAUGCACACGGCCGAUCCUGCAGUGAUCCAUCAGAUCACGACGCGGAGGAACGAUUUUCCAAAGCCCACGGCCAUUUACCGGUCGCUUGACAUCUACGGCAAGAAUGUCGUGUCCAGCGAAGGUGCCAUGUGGCGUCAGCAUCGCAAAGCGACCAGUCCGCCGUUCACGGAGAAGAACAAUCACCUUGUUUGGGCCGAGAGCAUCGAUCUGGCCAAUGCCAUGCUGUCCUCUUGGGUCGGCCCCGACGGCAAGGGCGACAAAACGGUCGACCGAGUCAUGGACGACACCAUGCGGCUCAGUCUGUAUGUGAUCAGUCGAGCAGGAUUCGGCCGCAAGUUGCAAUGGCCCUCUGCAGACGCAAAGGCCGAUAUCGACGUCAACUACAAUGACGCUUCGAAGAUACUAAACCAGCAAGACGAUCGCGAUUCAGGUCAUUCUAUGAGUUAUACCUACGCGAUACACUGUUUGCUGGAUAAUAUCCUUUUCCAGUUCCUCUUGCCUCGGUGGCUGAUGGAGCGCAUGCCGGUCAAGUGGAUCCAAAAGGCCAAUGAAGCUUACCUGGAAUGGGGGAACUAUAUGAAAGAAGCCGUCGCGUCCAAAAAGAAAACGCUCGGCCAAGGGGAGGAAAGUAAAGACCAGAUGGAUAUUUUGAGCCAACUGGUGAAGAACCAAAUGAACGAGUCGAGCAAGGAUGUCCCUCUUACGGACUCUGAAGUGCUGGGCAAUAUGUUUGUUCUGAUUCUCGCCGGUCAUGAGACUGCGGCGAACUCGAUUCAUUUCUCCUUGCUGUACCUGGCGCUCUUUCCUCAAACCCAAAGAGCGGUACAGAAAGAUCUUGACCGAAUCUUCCAAGGCAAACCUCCUUCAGAAUGGGAUUACGACCGAGACCUGCCAUCCCUCUUUGGCGGCAUGGUUGGUGCCGUGCUGGCUGAAGAGUUGCGACUCACCCCUCCUGUGAUCGGUAUCCCGAAAUCUACGUGGGGUGUUAGUGACCAGUCUCUGACCAUUGACGGCAAACAGUGUACAGUGCCUGGCGGGAUCUAUAUCAGUCUCGCCACCACCAAUGUACAGAAGAACCCGAAAUACUGGCCUGCCAACAAGCCAACAUUGCCCGGCGGCAGGCCGGCCCAUCCGGUGGCAAAUAUCGACAACGACCUUGAGGAAUUCCGACCGGAGCGAUGGCUGCUCGAUGAGGAUGGUGACGUUUCAACUACUGCAGCCAGCGAGAAGAAGGAGAUGCCCAACGAAGCGGUCACGUCGGACGGUCUCGCUGUCAACGAGUCUGCCGAUACAUCAGACCGGCUCUUCAAGCCGCAGAGAGGAGCCUACGUUCCCUUUAGUGAUGGGUACCGGGCAUGCUUAGGACGAAGAUUUGCUCAAGUCGAAGUCCUAGCUGUACUGGCGGUGCUGUUGCAGAACUACUCGGUCGAACUGGCCGUAGACCAGUGGGCGAACGACGAGGAAGUCAUUGCUAUGGAUGAGAAUGACCGGGUCGAAACAUGGCAGAAAGCUGCUAAUCGGGCGAGGGACCUCAUGCUGCAUGGUCUGAGUGUGAUCAUAUCCCUGCAGAUGAGGAAAGGCACAGUACCCCUACGGUUUGUGCCGAGGGGGGCAGAGAGAUUCCCCAACGAUGCGGACCAGCAAUGGAAGGACAAGCAUCCGGACCUGGUCGUUGGAGCAAAACCUGUUCCCGGUUACAGAUACUGGGGAUGA
Messenger RNA from Exophiala spinifera, 2028 nucleotides. RefSeq lists its product as uncharacterized. Gene Ontology annotation, molecular function: heme binding; oxidoreductase activity, acting on paired donors, with incorporation or reduction of molecular oxygen; iron ion binding. Bases 1 to 2028 code for a protein of 675 amino acids. Lineage: Eukaryota; Fungi; Ascomycota; Eurotiomycetes; Chaetothyriales; Herpotrichiellaceae. The transcript has a single exon. The record is from RefSeq and is a predicted model, not a curated record.